This is a messenger RNA of Adineta steineri, 1515 nucleotides long. NCBI's taxonomy places the organism in Eukaryota, Metazoa, Rotifera, Eurotatoria, Adinetida, Adinetidae. The record is from the annotation of a GenBank genome assembly.
AUGGCGCAUAAACGUCCGAUUUCAUCGAUUAAACUAAUGCCAACUAAUACUGAAUUAUUGACUAAAACUAAUGAAAAUAUUCAUCAACGAUUUACAAAUAUGAAAACAAUUGAUAUAACAUCUCGUCUUGGUCAAUUUGCGUGGCGACAAAUAGCACCAUCAACAAUUUCAUUGCCUGUUAUAUUUAGACAUAGUCAUCGAGAAGAAUAUUUAUGUGUACAAAUGAUUAAUAUUCAUUUAUUAUCAAAUUUUUCAUCGGAAAUAAUAUCUUAUUGUAUGAAUCAAUUACCAAUUCAUUAUUUUUCAUUAACAGAAUAUGAAGCGAAACUUUUUCAAUAUAUUAAUAAAUUUCAUUCAAAUAGUUUUUUAUCGAAAAAUAAUCAAUUAAAUUAUUCAAGAUUAGAUUUAGUAUAUAUAACACCAUUUAUACCUUUUGUUCAAUUUUAUCAAUUUAUUUCAUUACAUUCUCAAACAAUUAAAGAUAAUGAAAUUUGGAUUUCAUCAAAAUAUAAUAAACAAACUAUAGAAAGAGGAAAACAAUCUAUGGACGAUAAACAUCUACCAGAAAAAGACAUUGGAUCAUCUUCUAAUGGAUAUAAAUCAAAUAAUUCAUAUUGUCGAUUGAUAGUCUUUCAUGGAAAAGAAAUAAAAUCAUAUAGCACAACAUCAUCAAUAAACUCUAAUGAAACAAUUCUAUGUCUUUCAAUUAAAGAUAUUGUUUUAACAUAUUUUCCUUGGAUGCCAUUUGAAAAAUUUGUUGAUUUAUGUCGAAUUAAACAUAUACUACGAUAUAAACCAGAUAAAUCUACUCAUUCAGAUUUAUCCUUGAGAUUAAUUAAUCUUCAUCAACUAGAACAACAUUGGGAAUUUUUCAAUCAACAGUUUAUACCAAAGACACAGCCAAUAUCUCCUCAACAGUCUAUAGUUGAUCAAAAGAAUAAUAAUGAGAAAUGCUCCAUAGAAGAUUCACUACUGUCAACAAAUAAUUCACAUGAUAAUGAGUCAAAAUCGACUUCAAAUAUAAUUGAACAAUCGUUCGAAAAAUUUUCAGAAAAUAUUCAAUCAUAUCCACAAGAACAUGGAUCUUCUUCUCCUUCACAAGAUAAAAAUUCAUCAUGCCAAAAUGAUGUAAUAGAAUCAGUAGACAAUGAACAAACUCUACUUCAAAAUAAUUCUGUGAUGGAUCAACAAAAAGAAAUCAUACAAGAACAAGAACAAGAACAACAACCACAACAUGAGGAUUUCCCUGAAGAGACUGAUGUUAAUAAAGAGCAAAAUGAAGUAAUAAUAGAUUCAUCGGAAAACAUCCAAGAACAAACAAUACCAACAACGAUAGAAAAUAAAGAUUUAAAAAGAAAACGACGGCGAUCUCAAAGAUCAUUUUUAACAAUGAAAAGACGAAAACAAAAAUCAUCAAAAUCAAUGUCGAAUGAAAAGUUUCAAUGGUGGAUACAAAAAUAUUCAAUUGAACCAAUAUCUAUUGUUCUUGAUAGAACAUAUAUAACAAGUGAUUAA